AUGAGUCUCUCUCGCCCGGCCAGAUGUCUAUUCUGCAGCUUUUCUCGCGGAGCCUCCGCAGUAGGCCCUCGUGUGCUUCGUCGCCAAUUCCACCCCACGCCGACAUACCUGAACGACCGCAAGCCAGGCCUCCCCAAUGCUAAGCCGGAAGACAUAAAAACCCCCGAAGAAAUUCAACGGGAUCAGAAGUCAAACACACCGCAACAGCAAGCACCCAAGCAGACGGCUGCCAGUGAAGCCGGCGCGGUGACAAUUGACCCCAAUGUCCAGCCGGAGGAGGAAAAGAAAACACUCGAGCAGAUUGUACGGACCCUGAAACCAGAGAAUUUCCAGCCUUACACAGCAGAGCAAAAGGCACAUCUGGCAAAGGUGUACACACCUGAGCAGAUCGCUGCCAUUGAGGCUGGCGAGGCAUCCAUCGACCCCAGCGACAUGGCAGAUCAAUUUGGCGUGCGUCGGGAUCCCAUGAAAUUGCUCUACGUGGACGACUUCUCGGUUAUUGAGCCCGGUGUCGACAAGCACGUGCGGGCACCCGAAUCCAACUCGGAGUACAACCCGCAAUUGAAGACGGAGGAGGACUUCGCGGCUGACUUUGGUCGUUUCUUCACUGAGAUGCCGGAGAACGGAUCUGUGAGCGACUGGGUACGAUUCGUGGAAACGCUGCGGGUGACCAAGGGCAAGGAAGAGGCUGAGUUGAAUCCGCACAGCGCGAUGGUUCCGGAUCUGUUCGGCCCGGGCGAGAAUUUGAGUGGACAGAAGCAGCAGCAGGAGAUGAAGGAGACGGAGGAGAAGGGCAAGGAGUCUGAGGAGAUGACGGAUGCUCUUAAGAGGCUCUUGCAGGAUACUGGGUUUGAUGCGAUGGAGAUCAGGUCGUUGAGGACCAAGACCCUUGUCGCCCACUCGGUUGUCAACCAGACUCGUCUGGGUAAGGUCCGGAGACAGUACUGCUUGUCCAUUGCUGGUAACGGAGAUGGUCUGUUGGGUAUCGGAGAAGCCAAGUCUGAGGAAGCCCCCGAUGCUGCAUUGCAGUCCAAGUACCGUGCGAUCAGAAACAUGCAGCCCAUCUUGCGGUACGAGAACCGUACUAUCUUUGGUGAUGUCGCGGGUAAGGUGGGAGCUGUCGAGCUCAAGUUGAUGAACCGUGCACCUGGCUUUGGUCUCCGCUGCCAACACCUAAUCUUCGAAAUGUGCCGCGCCGCCGGCAUCCACGACCUCGCCGCCCGCGUUGAACGCUCCCGAAACCCCAUGAACACAGUCAAAGCCGCCUACGAAGCCCUCAUGAGCCAGCGCAAUCCCGAAGACAUUGCCCGCGCACGAGGCAAGAAGCUCGUCGAUGUGCGUAAGGUGUAUUACUCGGGGAGGAUUACGAAUUGA
Aspergillus ruber CBS 135680 is the source of this 1374-nucleotide messenger RNA. RefSeq names its product mitochondrial 37S ribosomal protein uS5m. Lineage: Eukaryota; Fungi; Ascomycota; Eurotiomycetes; Eurotiales; Aspergillaceae. Gene Ontology annotation, cellular component: ribosome. The record is from RefSeq and is a predicted model, not a curated record. Gene Ontology annotation, molecular function: RNA binding; structural constituent of ribosome. The coding region runs from base 1 to 1374 and encodes 457 amino acids. The transcript has 2 exons. Gene Ontology annotation, biological process: translation.